AUGAUCCUCGGGUUCGGGCUUUUAUUAUUGUAUAAUGUUUCCGGAAGGUUUAAAAAUGUACGGAAUUUCCAGGUUCAAUGUGGGAAUUAUACAGUAACCCUGGAUGAAAUUUGGCAAUGCACCCAUAUUUCGGAAACAAUGAUCCUCGGGUUCGGGCUUUUACCAUUGUAUGAUGUUUCCGGAAAAGGUCUAAGAACGCACGGAACUUUCAAGUUGAACUUUGGAAUUAUACAUAUUUCCGGAAAGGAUUUGACACUCUACAAUACUUCCGGAGAGAAUUUAGGAUUAUUUGGUGUUGUUGGAAAAGAAUGGGACUGUGGAAAGAUGUUUGAACAGAUGGAUCGAAGAGAGGUUCGGAAGAUGGAUGAAAAGGAUUAUAUCCGGAAAAUGAACAGGAAGAAACUUGAGGAGGAUUCCGGAAAUUGGUUAAAAAGAUUGGGAGAAUGGUUCCGGGAUUAG
This is a messenger RNA of Loa loa (African eye worm), 459 nucleotides long. RefSeq lists its product as hypothetical. The transcript has 3 exons. The coding region runs from base 1 to 459 and encodes 152 amino acids. The record is from RefSeq and is a predicted model, not a curated record. Lineage: Eukaryota; Metazoa; Nematoda; Chromadorea; Rhabditida; Onchocercidae.